GCAGAGUUCGAGAAUCUCCCCAAAUCAGAGUAAGGAAAGAACCUCAGGGGGAUGAUCGUUAAGCAGCUGCGUAUACCAAGGACGAGAAGGAAGACGAUGUAAACACGUCCGAUGGUGUCGCGAAAUGAAGACAAAGAAAAUAAGCCGUUAUCGACCGAAAGACGGGGGGUUGAAGAGGUGGGAUGAUCUCCGGAUGGUAUUGAUUAAUAGGUGUGUGACGGAAGAACCCCAAGCAGGAUGCUGCAUGCAAUGGAAGCGGCAGAAAAAGUGGCGGAUCAGAAGAUGGUCGGGGGCGAGGCUGUUUUUCUUUUUCAAAUUGGUUUCGUAUUAUUCUUGUCCUCCUCUUACUAUGCACUCAAGGGAUUCAGGAGUUAAUCGUGCAGCGAGCAGUGCAUUUGGGGGCCGGAGCCGAAGGGGGAAGGGGACGGAGAGAGAGAGAGAUGAAACGAUCCCCGACAAAAACCGAGACAAGAGGCAGAUGAGACAAGCAGCGCGGAGGAGAUAUGAGUUGGGAAAACGAUAGACUAGACUAGACUAAAGCGAAAGACUGGAAUGUAAGGAGAUAAUUAAGAAAAAGAAAAGGAAACGAAAGUAGUAUGAGGAUGAGAGAGAAAAGAAGAGCGAGUGUGAGAGAAUUUGGGAGGUGGAAUGAAUGGGGAAAAAGAAGGU
Molecule: messenger RNA, 669 nt
Organism: Aspergillus eucalypticola CBS 122712
Lineage: Eukaryota; Fungi; Ascomycota; Eurotiomycetes; Eurotiales; Aspergillaceae
Exons: 1
Coding region: 125-523 (132 amino acids)
Source: RefSeq, a predicted model, not a curated record